This is a messenger RNA of Adineta ricciae, 756 nucleotides long. The record is from the annotation of a GenBank genome assembly. NCBI's taxonomy places the organism in Eukaryota, Metazoa, Rotifera, Eurotatoria, Adinetida, Adinetidae.
AUGGAAACGCAACAAUUAAGAACCAUGCUUUCGAUUGAAAAAUCUGAUUUCUCUCAAAUACCAAUGAAAUCUCAUCCCAAACGGCGACAAAUUUCGGAUUAUUUACAUAAAUUAACCGAUGAUGAACGAGUGUCAGAUGAUAUUUUUGCAUUAGCAAUGAAUCUGUUCGAUCGUUUCAUUGCGAAAAGAACUUCUUUUCAAUCUGACGAUCGCUCAUUGAAACGAAUCGCUUUAUGCUGUUACCAUAUAUCUAAAAAACUACGCACAAAUAUUGUCAACAAUAAAGAAAAUGAUCAACUUUCUUCGGUAUUUUCGAAAGAGAAUUAUGAUGACGAAGAAAUCUUCGAUACCGAGAAAAUGAUUUGCAACGUAUUAGAUUGGGAUUUAGCGGCUGUUGUUCCACAUGAUUACAUUCAACAUUUCUUACCAUUUGAAAAUCAAAUACAGAUCCGUUCGCAUGUUCACAUUCUUCUCUCGAUUGCAAUCUGCGAACUGAAUACAUUAACAAUUCUUCCGAGCCUUCUAACUUGUGCAUGUAUUAAAGCAGCGAUGAAUGGUCUUUCACUAAAAAAUUUUCAUCAUAUCGAUGAAUUUAUCUUUCAAACGAUCGGUUGUAAGAAGAUCGAGCUUCUACAAACUCAAUGUAUGAUUGAAGAUUUUCUCCAAUCGUGUAUACAAACUCUGAAACAAACCCCGCGACGUCGCUGUUUAGCACCGAUUGAAACCAGUCCUCAACAACGAACCAGAGUGAAAUGA